Messenger RNA from Saprolegnia diclina VS20, 1284 nucleotides. RefSeq lists its product as hypothetical. NCBI's taxonomy places the organism in Eukaryota, Oomycota, Saprolegniomycetes, Saprolegniales, Saprolegniaceae. The record is from RefSeq and is a predicted model, not a curated record. Gene Ontology annotation, molecular function: protein binding. The transcript has a single exon. The coding region runs from base 1 to 1284 and encodes 427 amino acids.
AUGCAGCUCCUCCACGCCCUCUGCCUGCUUGGCGUAGCCAUGGCCGCGCGCGUGGCGCCGCCCGUGCGCGACAAGAGCGUCGGUAUCUGCAACACGGAUGCCGAGUGCGCCAAGUACCCUGGCACUGUGUGUAUCCUCAUCAACUCGGGCGACUUCACGCAGGGCAAGUGCACGCCCAACUAUGGCACACGACCGGUCUGCCGCGGCGGCCAAGCCGGUCUCUGCCCGCAGUACCAGACGACGACGGUCGGCUACAUCAACGCGCAGUGCGUACUCGUCGAUAAGUCUAUGGCGCCGGUGACGGACACAGACGCCGUGACGCCGUCGACGGCCAAACCGACAGCAGCACCCGCCAAGCCGACGGCAGCGCCUUUGCGCUUCCUCCUUGUGAACACGACGGCGGCGCCGGUGGCUGGCGAAGACGCGGCGGGCAACGACACGGCCUUGUCGCCAUUGACGCCCGUCAAGCCUCAGGCGUGCCCGACGAACGAGGGCCUCUCGCUCUCGGAUCCCGCGUGCUGGUUCAACACGGCGCACAAGGGCAGCACCAUCAGCGUGCAGUAUCAGUGCAUCUCGUACGACAUGUGCUUGCAGCAGUCGGCGUGGGCCAAAGACGAUCCCGCAGAGAAGGACGCGUACUGCCACCCCAAGGGCUGCGUCACGGGCGACCGCGAGCUCUGCAACAACCAUGGCACGUGCCAAGGCAACGAUGCGUACGCGCCCAUGGAGCCCAAGGGCUACUCGUGCCGGUGCUACGCAGGGUACUCUGGCAAGAUGUGCGAAACGCCGCUCAAGACCAAGGAGUGCGACGUCGACUGCGGUCUCGGCGGCGCCUGCAUCAAGCGCCAGUGCGUCUGUUUCGAAGGCUUCCUCGGCCUCGAUCCGCGAUGCGGGUCGUGCACGUCGAACGCGGCCUGUGAGAACGGCAACGAGUGCGACGUCGACUCGGGCGUCUGCAAGUGCAAGGAGGGCUUCAACGGCCCGACGUGCGGUGGCAAGCUCACGCCCUGCGCUGGUGUCAAAUGCAAGAACGGCGGCUUCCUCAACGUCGUCGGCACCAAGUGUGGCUGCCUCUGCCCCAAGUGCCCCGCCGGUAUGCCAUGCCAGACGUGCGGUGGCGCCGACAACACCGACUGCUCGACAUGCUCGGGCGCGACCACCGAGUCGGCAACGUCGGGCAGUGGCAGCAAGGCCAAGGCCGGCGGUCGCGGCACCUCGAGCGACGCUUCGACGAGCGCCCUCUCGCUCCUUGCGCUCGCUACUCUUAUGGUCCUCGCCAUGUAA